Messenger RNA from Hepatospora eriocheir, 693 nucleotides. The record is from the annotation of a GenBank genome assembly. Lineage: Eukaryota; Fungi; Microsporidia; Hepatosporidae.
AUGAAAAAUACAGACAAAGAUUUUAUAGGAAAAAGUUAUUUUAGCAACAAUAAUAGACAUUUAAGUAAUUCAUCUACAACAGAAAAUGUUUAUUUUGAUAAACCAAAUGAUAACAGUAUAACUGUUAAUGAUUCAAAAAAAACAACUUCAAAACAAAUGAAAUUUUGGUUGUUUUUAAUUGGUUUUAUUAUGAUUUUAAUAACAAGUUAUGCGUUUUAUGACUUUUAUAAGAAAAAUUAUAAAGAUGUACCUGUUACUUUUAAAGAAUUUUCUAAAAACUUUAAAGAAUAUUUAAAAAAUAAAGCUAAUAAAGAUUGUAAGUUAACAUCACCUUUACUUCUUUUUAAAGACAAAGGAAAAGAAGCUAAUGAUAAUAUUUUAAAAAAAUUUGAAAAUUUAUAUUCAACUAAAAUAAAAGAGGAAGAAAUUCAAAGAAUUUUUCCUAUAGAAUCAAUGUUUUUUGAAGUAUUUUCUAUAAAAAAUCUUUUUAUAGAAAAUUUUUUAAAAGAAAAAAAAUAUAAAAUCAAAUUUAUAGAUGAUAAUUUUAUAUUUUUUAUAGGAGAAGUUCUUAUUGAUGGUUCUGGUAAAUACUUAGAAGAUCCAAAAUUAAGAGUUUAUAUACCCGUGAUAAAAGAAAUUAUUGAAUGUUUAAGAGAAGCAUUUAAUGACGAGUUAGAACAAUUAAUUAAUUAA